This is a messenger RNA of Salvia splendens (bonfire salvia), 672 nucleotides long. RefSeq names its product abscisic acid receptor PYR1. The transcript has a single exon. Gene Ontology annotation, biological process: abscisic acid-activated signaling pathway. The record is from RefSeq and is a predicted model, not a curated record. Gene Ontology annotation, molecular function: signaling receptor activity; protein phosphatase inhibitor activity; abscisic acid binding. The coding region runs from base 61 to 672 and encodes 203 amino acids. Gene Ontology annotation, cellular component: cytoplasm; nucleus. Lineage: Eukaryota; Viridiplantae; Streptophyta; Magnoliopsida; Lamiales; Lamiaceae.
UGCACCUUCUAUUACAAAAUUAACGACUCCUCCUCUCUCCCUUCCCACUCUCCCUCUUCCAUGGAAGACGCGAUUCCAGCAACGGAACAGCCAGCAUCAGAAUCAACCGCGGAGCCGAACCACGUGCUAGUCCCUCCGGGGCUGACGCCGGAGGAGUUCGAGGAUCUCAAACCCGCGGUGGCGGAAUUCCACAAUUACAGGGUCAACGCCGGCCAGUGCUCCUCCAUACUCGCGCAGCGCGUCCACGCGGCGCCGCAGGAAGUCUGGUCCAUCCUCCGCCACUUCGACAAGCCGCAGACCUACAAGCACUUCAUCAAGAGCUGCACCGUGCGGGACGGCUUCGUCGUCCGCGUCGGCGAGCUGCGUGACGUCAGCGUCAUAUCGGGGCUGCCGGCGGCCACCAGCACCGAGCGCCUCGACAUCCUCGACGACGAUCGGCGCGUCACCGGCUUCAGCAUCGUCGGCGGCGACCACCGCCUCAGGAAUUACCGCUCCGUGACGUCCGUGCACGAGCUCCCCGGCGCGAUCUCCACCGUCGUGCUGGAGUCGUACGCGGUGGACGUGCCGGAGGGGAACACGGAGGAGGACACGCGCCUCUUCGCCGACACGGUCGUGAAGCUCAACCUCCAGAAGCUCGCAUCCGUCGCCGAAGCUAGGGCUACGAUCGAUUGA